AUGCCAGCUGACAAUUUAAUUUCUGGUCUGGCUUUGUCAGGCAGUACCGCAAAUCAUCUAAUGCUUAACUCGGGAACAAAAGAGAAACAAAUGGAGAGCAUAAUUGAUCCAACCUCCCAGAAAGAAGCGGCGCGGUCGCAGCUGGACGACCUAGGGCCAGAGUGGAAGCAGAGGGCGGCCGAAGAAUUGAAUGAGAAGCCAAAUUCUGUAGCUGAUGACAUAGAAACGUUUAGGAAUAUGCUUCAAAGAUACUACGUCAUGAAACUCCGUUGCCCUGAACUCUUCAGAGUGCCACGUCCUUCAGAGAAAUCUCACAUUUUGGAAAUGCAAGUACAAAACAUGCUAGAUGAACGAGACAGUUUCGGACGGCGGGUCUACAUCUUUCGUGUAGUGUCAAUAGAAGAUAUAUUUCGCACAAAUGUUUUGGCUUUGGAGCACGUGGUCCAAGAACCAGAGACGCAAAUUGCCGGUCUCACAGUUAUUGUGGAUAUGAAUGGAUUCGGGCUACAGCACGCAAAGUUCCUGUCCCCGUACUACGCACGCCGCACCGUCGAAGUUAUUCAGAUAUACCUUCAUGGGCGUGAUAUAACCUCCCUUCAUGCCUUCAUCAAGCCUGAAAUUCUUCCCGCAGAAUACGGUGGCCAGCAACCAAGUUUUGAUAACAAAAAAUGGAGACUGGCUCUUUUAGCCAAAGAAGACGAAUUUGUUGAACUGGAAACAUAUGGCUACAAAAUUGAUGAGACACCGGAUUUGGGCAAUACCACACCACAAUGAUGAAGUAUUCAUCAACUGUUAAUUAUAUGACUUCUCCGCUUGUCACGAGCAUAAACAUAUACUACAAUUUGAAUUGAUAUGAACGUUUAUAUGUGAUAGACAUUCAUGGUUACCUUUUGUGCAUUUUAUUUGCUGUUGUUGUUUAUGGAUAUUGAAUGUACAGAAGAAAUUAAUUGAUAAGAAUGUUGUGCAAACAAAUUUCUUUUUUACAAAAAUAGCGUUAUAAGUUUUUGCAAUUAAAUAUUGUGAAUUUAAAGUUAUAUUUUAAUUACUUUUUAGGCAAAGCAAGUGUUAAUAUUUACGAGAAUUUAAGAGAUGAAUUUUGUAACUGUUAUUGACUUCAUGUGCAUAAGAAGUUUAUUGACAUAUUCUAAAUGACUGUUGUUGCAAUAUUUACUUUCAAAUUCAAAAGAUUAAUAUUGAAAAAUUGAAAAAUAAUUGUAUUAGUAUAUACUCUUUGCUAAGAUAUUUUAUGUACUGAGCAACAGGGCAUUUCUAUUGAACGAAUACUUAUAACGCUUCUACAAUGAAUUUGAUAUAGCAAUUAUCUUUAUGAAUAUCCUCACAAGUAGUGGCUACAGCUGAUUAACAAUCAAGAAAAUCCUCAUCAGAUCACUGACAAUGAGUUUGAAAGGAAAUAAAUGAAACAAAUUUUAAAAAUUGACUUAAAUUUUCUUUGCAUUAUUCCAAGGGUUCUGAGUAUUGUUAGUCCACUUGUCCUUACAAAGUGCUUCAGGCUGCCCAGAAUCGCCGAGGAAGAAAAUUUCACGGUCUCUCAAAACAUUGAAUUUCUUUAUCUUGACUGAUUUUUCAAAUAUAUAUAAUUCAUUGCCAUAGUAAUAAUAAACCGUUGGAGCAAAUCAUUUGUAAUCGUAGAUGGUUUUGCAAAAUUCUUAAUAUAUUUGAUUAUGAAUCAUGUUGCGUAAAACGGUAAUUCAUGCUUCAUACACAUUAAUGAGACUCCAAACCAAAUAUUACAAUACAAUUUCCUUAUGAAUUUUGAGUGACUGAAUUGUUAUUUCAUUCCCUCUACAUCAACAAUUUUAAAGGUA
Messenger RNA from Gryllus bimaculatus (two-spotted cricket), 1826 nucleotides. NCBI's taxonomy places the organism in Eukaryota, Metazoa, Arthropoda, Insecta, Orthoptera, Gryllidae. The record is from the annotation of a GenBank genome assembly.